Molecule: messenger RNA, 324 nt
Organism: Fraxinus pennsylvanica
Lineage: Eukaryota; Viridiplantae; Streptophyta; Magnoliopsida; Lamiales; Oleaceae
Source: the annotation of a GenBank genome assembly
AUGAUUUUCUGGCAUUAUUCAAGCUUGGGUUUGAUUGGGUUGAUCCUAAAUACCGUGGCGAUGCUUGAUGGCUUAUGUAAAGAUGGGUUGGUGCAAGAGACAAUGAAGCUUUUUGGGUUAAUGCGUGAGAAGAGUAGUAUUUCGAAAGUGGUUGUCUACAUUACUGUAGUGGAAGGCUUUUUCAAGGCACAGAAUCUUGAAGAUGCAGUGAGAAUUUUUAAGAAAAUGCAGAGUAAUGGAAUCAUUCCAAAUGCAUUUAGUAAUGGGGUUUUGACCCAGGGGCUUUGUAAAGGGAAGAUUCAAGAGGUUGGAGGACGCCUAUGA